GGUGCCCCGCCCACAGUUCAGGCGAAAAAUGGCGGGGUCUUCUGAGUUGAGGGUCCUUGACCCGCCAUGGGACAAGGAGCUCGCAGCCGGGACAGAGAGCCAGGCCUUGGUCUCCGCCACUCCCCGAGAGGACUUUCGGGUGCGCUGCACUUCGAAGCGGGCCGUGACCGAAAUGCUACAACUGUGCGGCCGCUUCGUGCAAAAGCUUGGGGACGCUCUGCCAGAGGAGAUUCGGGAGCCCGUUCUGCGAGAUGCGCAGUGGACUUUUGAAUCAGCUGUGCAAGAGAAUAUCAGCAUUAAUGGGCAAGCAUGGCAGGAAGCUUCAGAUAAUUGUUUUGUGGAUUCUGACAUCAAAGUACUUGAAGAUCAGUUUGAUGAAAUCAUAGUAGAUAUAGCCACAAAACGUAAGCAGUAUCCCAGAAAGAUCCUGGAAUGUGUCAUCAAAACCAUAAAAGCAAAACAAGAAAUUCUGAAGCAGUACCACCCUGUUGUACAUCCACUGGACCUAAAAUAUGACCCUGAUCCAGCCUCUCAUAUGGAAAAUUUGAAAUGCAGAGGGGAAACAGUAGCAAAGGAGAUCAGUGAAGCCAUGAAGGACAUAAGAGCGGAGGAUGGCAUUGACAUCCCUCAGUGACGUCACUGUGCUAGCAGCUGUUUUGAGCCAUUUUAUAGCUGAGCAUCUCCACCAGAAGAGCGCACAGGAAAAAGGAAAAGAGAGGAGGCUUUGACCUUGGUAUCUUCCUUCAUUUCCUUCUCUGACAAAAAUUUGGUGAAAAGGUUAAAAUAAGUGUUCGAAUUCUCUCUGACUUGUCAUAUUCUGUCUAUGCCCUUUGUGCCUGCCUCUGAUCCUGAGGAAGUGUAGAAAUGAGGGGAUGACACUGGCAGAAUAAUAAAAAUGGGCAAAGUUGUAGGGCACCCCUGCCCCAGGCCCCACACACCCCAGCUCCAGAGCCUCAGGAUCUUUCCCAGCCACGUGCCAAACAAUAUUGUAAAAUGAUUUUUCAUAGCCACACCUUUUAUUACACAGAUACUCGAUGAAUCUAAAUACUGUGCUAAGAGCUGUGUGGAUGUACACCUGUAAACCAAGGCACAGACCCUGCCCACAAGCAAUUUGCCAUCAGUUCCCGGAGCCAUCAGUAGCAUCUAGGGAUCUAUUAGAGGGAAUAGAGGGAUCUGAGGGAGAGGCUAGGAGCCCAAGCAAACCUGCACUUCUGCUCCUAGAGGGAACUUGAGAGUGAAACUCAUGGGUUUGGAAACUUCUGUGGAAUUAGCUGCUUGCAAGAAAUGAUUUUGUCUGGUUUUAGAAACUAUGAUGGAACGCUAAGCUAUUCCUGUAAUUGACUGGCAAGUUUUAACACUUACUGCAAUUUAUUUUUGUUGUAAGCCCAACCCAAGAAUUCUUCCUUUAAAAAAAAAUUUCAGAUUGACAAACGACUGCUUCUUUAGAAAUCCUCCCUACUAAAAUUACUCCUCAUUUCUUUUUCUUUCAUAUGCAAAUGGAGCAAACGUUCAAACACACAAAUAAACACUGCUCUUUGCCAGAGUGGUGGACCCUAUGGCCUCUCCACCCCCAGCACUCCCAGUCUUGCCCUCCUGCAAACACUAGACUUAAUUUUCUCUGCGCUGAGAGCCCUCCUUGAGUCAGAGUGAGAGGAAACAGAAGGGAGAAGCUGUGAGAUGUGGCAACAAAGGGGACGGUGAUCAGGUUUAUCCCUGAUGUUGUCUGUGAAGGUAUUCCAUUCUCCAGAGAUCUCAUCAAAUGGUAUAAGUGAUGGGCAGAUAAGCCUGUGGUUCCCUUUACUCAUCAGAUCAGAGCCUCAGAAUUCUCAGAAACCAUUUUUUUCCUAACAUAAAACUCCUUUUCUCAUUUAUAUCCCUCUGUAAAUCUGAUUUGAAAAAAUUGUUUGAACAAACCCACAGUGUCAGAUUUGUUCCAGCUAUAUGAGCUCACAAUUCAUCUACUCUUGGUAGUUCAAGAUAAAAGAUUACCCAAAGAAAAGGAAGAGAUUGAGUAAAGCCACAACUGUAACAGUGUCCCAGAUUGGGUAAAAGGCCAUUAAAAGAUAACGUGAAUUGUAGAACUGUUUAAAGCAGCAUAUUUUAAAAACAGGCAUAUAAAGAAUCCACUUUAUGCCUGGAAUUGUACAAAAAUAAAUGUUUACAUAUAUAAUGUUAUCAGCUUAUUUGCUGAAGGUAAUAGCAAUAUAAUGCUAGUGGUUACCAUGUAUUAAGUGCUUACUACCUGCCAUGAUCAUACUAAAAGCUUCACGUGCAUCAUCUCUUUUAAUCCUCAAGACAAUCCAUGAAUUAAGGGCUAUUAUCACGCCCAGUUCAUGAGGAAGAGGUGGAGGUGAGAAGGGAAGUGCCUGGCCACCUUCCCAGCGGUCCAUAGACAUGUAGAGCAGAGCGAGGCCUUCUUACCACAAACUCUGCUUCCACCUUCUCCCCGUGGUUCACAGCAAAGGCCUUGUCCAGAGUCUCAGACACCCUUGCCACUACACCACAGCAACCUCGUUGGUUCUUCUCAUUUUUUUUCAAUGACACAUAGCAACAGAGAGUAUCAACAAACAUUUUUUAAAUUUCCCAGCAGUUAAUGAAUAGUGAAUAUUACUAUUCAUUAAGUAAUACCAGCUUCUAAGAAAGUGCCCAAAGUUGUUUAAAGCAAUUUAUUAUCUUAAUGAGGUUAAAUAUGAACUUUUGCUGUUAAUUUCUUGGGAAAUAUAAAUCAUCAUAGCUAGUCAUUCUUUCAUCGUGGGAAGCUAACGGUCCUGAUUGUUCAGGAUUAUAAUUAUAAUAAAUUCUGAAUUGGUGACGUAUGAAUUUAAGAAGGUUACAAAACAAUUUCCAGACAACUGAGUCAUAAAGUUUUUGUGAGAAGUAUGUGCCACAUGUCUAAUUCAUUGUCCUUUCUCUCCAGUGGUAUAGUUAUGAUAUUAACCUAAAUUGCAAAAGGAAUCAUUUUAGUUGGCUGCUGCUUGAAAUUGUAUCACUUUUCCAAAUUUAGGUAGUGUCUGUUACAAGGAGAAUGUUUUUGGAAACAUUAACUUGACUGAUACUCAUUUCCCUGGUUAAGUGGCCUUCCUGCCAUGUGCUGAGUGGUGGGACUUACUGCCCCUCAGUAAUUUGGAAGGGGAUCCUGGGCCCUGCCUGGAACAAAGGGUUGCAAGUCUCAAGGCAAGUCUUAAAAGCCAUAUAUAGUUUUCAGAAAAAGAGAUUUUCUAAAUUCCAUUUACCCCCAUUUAACACAUUAGGAGCCAAGCCUGGUGGACUAGCUCUGGGGGCAGUCUACGAGAGAAGGGGAUCAGGGAACCUUCAUCCUUUCUGCCUCUGGUGAACUGCGCAAGAUGAAGAGGAUGAAGCUGGGCGACCGAGAGCCCACCCUCCCUCUCUCGGCAGUCAUCUCCAAGGCUGGAGUAGACUGGACUGGAGGGCCUCUGAGAGGACGCAGCUAGGAAGCACGCUGUCCCUGUGCUCUUCACCCAACAUGAAGAGACAGGACGGGAAAGUCCAUGCUGUGCUGGUGUCCAUCAGAGGGAGGGACACCAUUCAGCCCCUGGGACCGGCCUCAGCUCUGUUGUUGCACAGAAGGCAUUUGGAGAUCCCCACGUGCCACAUGGAGGAUUGUGGGAGGAGCCCACCGAGGUGGCCGGCAGCCUCUCGUGGACACCAUGGAGAGUGAGCCAAUUACCCUGCAUUUGAGGGCUACAGAGUGGCUCACUGGUCUGGACAUUGAAGAGGAGCCAACCUCAGGGGUAACGCAGGGCCGCUGGGAGCUGAGAUGAGCCAGGUGGUCGGUGGGGGACACAAGCCUAGAACAAAUUCAAUAAACCAGCCACAGACGUUAUCCUCAGAUGUGCCCAGAGACGAGGUGGACAGGGGCAUUUGCUGUGGAGACCAGAGGGCCAGAGAGAGUACAGGGACCUGGAUAGAUGGCUCCAGCACCUCUUCUCCCUACACCCAUAUGCCAUCUUGAUAAACAGCAGGGAAAUCUGAAAAAUACCAAGUCUUCCCGUAGAGACAGUGUUACCUCCCAAAAACUGUUUGAAUAAUUGGCUUGAACUGGAUUUUCUGAACUGAACUAAUGCUAUUGUUUUGUGGAGUUUUUUCUUCCUGCUGAGUAGAGUAGUUGUUUAUGGGGGACAUCUGAUCCUUUCAUUUUCUUCCAGAGAGCUAACCACCUGUUCUGACACCAUUUAUUGAAUAGUACCUCUUUUUCCCUACUGAUGUGAGAGGCCGCAUUUUUCAUCUAAUAAAAUUGAAUAUGUAUUUAGAUCUA
This is a messenger RNA of Nomascus leucogenys (northern white-cheeked gibbon), 4276 nucleotides long. RefSeq names its product NSL1 component of MIS12 kinetochore complex (gene NSL1). Gene Ontology annotation, biological process: mitotic sister chromatid segregation. The coding region runs from base 29 to 634 and encodes 201 amino acids. The transcript has 7 exons. Lineage: Eukaryota; Metazoa; Chordata; Mammalia; Primates; Hylobatidae. The record is from RefSeq and is a predicted model, not a curated record. Gene Ontology annotation, cellular component: kinetochore; MIS12/MIND type complex.